UAGGGCUGAGUUUCCAUCUGCCAUCAAAUGUCUUUCUGCCUGACUGAGAUGCACCUGUGGUCUUUGAAGAAUACCCUACAUAUUAGGGACAGUGAUAUUGGGAUCCAUCAGUACUAUGACAAAAAAGAAACAGUAUCACAAAUGAAGUAUGGUUACUUAGAAGAGAAGCAACAGCUCAUGGAAUCUCGAGAUUAUCCUUGGAUACUUAAAAACAAACGUCCAGAAAAACUACGAGAUACCCUCAAGGAGCUGGAGGAGUUGAUGCAAAACAGUCAGUGUGUGCUGAGCAAAUGGAAGAACAAAUAUGUCUGUCAGCUCAUCUUUCAUUCAGGUGUACUGGUGUCCCUAAGCAUUUCUGGGCCUCAGCUGGAGAAAGUGGUGAUUGACAGGACCCUGGUGGGGAAGCUCAUCUCCGACACCAUCAGUGAUGCUGUUCUUACUGACAGUUUCAUCAUCUUGUCAUUUUGGGAGCAAAACAAACUCUGCUUUAUUCAGUUUACAAAGAAGACAGGUUCUCCUGAUGUAAACAAAAGACUUGAAAAACUCUCAUCCUUGGAUUUUAAGAUUUCUUAUGUUGACAUACCUGGACCAGAAAAUAGGAGGAUGAAACGUCAUCUGGCAAUAAAUUGUAUGCAAGAUAUGAUCAUUUGCUGGUGGUCAGCUACUAAUGAUGGAGCAUGGCCUUGGUCUCCUAUGUCCAGUGAAAGGAACAGAGCCAACCUAUUGCUUUUAAGCUGUGCACGUGGCAGAAUGGAGGUUUUAAGUUACAUUCGUACAGAAUGGGAUCCACUUGAUGCUAGUUUUAGCGCUAAUCAGUCUUACCAAGUGCACACAGUAGAGCAUUCCAUCUCUGCAGACAAAGAGCCUAUGGCUGACAGUUGCACUUAUGAAUAUGUUAAGAACAAAAUACAGUGUGUGGCAGUCACCAGAAUACCACUGAGAUCAAAAGCCAUCACCUGCUGCAGAAACAUUGCAGAAGACAAACUGAUCCUUGGCUGUGAAGAUUCUUCCAUAAUUCUGUACAAAAUCCACCAAAGAGUGACUCUGUUAGCUCAGGCAGAAGUAUUGCCUGCCUUAAUAAGCUGCCAUCCCAGUGGUGCCAUAUUUCUUGUUGGCAGCUCUCAAGGGGAACUGCAGCUUUUUGACACAGCACUAUCACCAAUUAAAAUGCAGCUUUUGUCAGAAGACUGUUCACCCAUGGCAACUUUGCAAUUCAGCAAACAAUUUGAUGUGUCAAGUAGUCUCAUCCAGAUGCAGUGGGCAGCUCCUCAAGUUGCAUUCCACAGCAUUGAUGGCACAGAUGUUCAUGAUAUUCUAUUACUUAGAUUUGACAAUGGACCUAUAGGAGUACUUCAGUUUAAAUUCGGUGUCAUCCCAAGAGGACAGCUGAGUCUUGUGGACAUCAUCCACCAGUACAUUCAGUAUGAUGAGAUGCAUGAGGCGAUUAAUGUCCUGAGUAGCAUGAACUGGAACACUAUGGGCCAACAGUGUUACAUAAGCUUGAGUGCUAUUGUAAAUCACCUUUUUAGAAAAAAGUUGACAGCAGAGAGAGAAGCACAGCUUGAGGCAAGCCUUGGAACCUUUUAUGCUCCAGCAAGGCCCCUGUUGGAUAUGACUGUCUUGGAAUAUCGGGAUCCAAUCAGCAGAUAUGCAAGAAGGUUCUUCCACCACCUGCUCAGGUAUCAGAGAUUUGAAAAGGCAUUUCUGCUAGCUGUUGACAUAGGUGCUCGUGACCUGUUUAUGGACAUCCAUUACCUUGCACUAGAUAAGGGUGAAUUGGCGCUAGCUGAAGUGGCAAAGAAAAAGGCUAAUGACAUUGAUGCAGAAUCAAUAACUGCUGGAGUUGAACGUUUGGGACAUUUUCACAGAGAGGAUACUCCAAAUGAAGCUUUUGUUGACCCAUCUUUAACACCUCAAGAGGAACAUAACUUCCCUCCUUCUGACUCAAACUUCAACCAUACAACACAGAGCAGUUCUUCUAACAGAAAAGACAGAAGCACAACGACAAAGAUGUCCAGACCAAAAAAUAAGGUGUGAAAGACAGGACUCCUGAUAAGUGCGCAUGAGUUCAGCAGAAGAUCUUCCAGUCCACCACUAGCCGCUGGUCUGAUUCUCUGAACUUAAGCCACUGAUCUGUCAAUCCACAGAAUCACUCUUAAAGGGCUCUUAUUUAUAUUAUAGCAAAAGAUGGAUGUUAUGCAGGGGAUGCUAAACUCAGUGGAGAGACAGUACGGACUAAUGCUUAAAUAGAGUGAAAUUGCAACGUACCUAUUAUAAAAGAAAAUACACUAGGUCUGGUGCCCAGCAUCUCAAAGAACAUGUGUACGUAUGCUUUGGAUAUCAGAUGCUGACCAAGGGGUGAAACCUUUUCUAGUUAUGGAAAUUUUCAGCAACAGUAUCUGGAAAUCAGUGAAAAUGAAAAUUAUAAGAUCCCCCGCAUGAACAAGAUGGUCACCGAAGGCCACUUGUAGACCUUAAUUUAAUGGCACAAUGGGAUGUGAUCCCUGAUCCCAACAAUUGUGCAUUCUGCUGUACUAUACAUAUAUGGCAGGACACAAGAUUUUUGGGAUCGGGAAUAAAGUGUCAGAUCCCAUCAGCUUUAUGGUUGAUUUUUCCCAUUUUAUUCAACCAAAUUAUUGGCUCGUGUGGCUGUAACAGAGACCCAUCCCAGGGGUGGCUGUGAUGCUCCUGGAGCCCUCUUGGCCCUUAUCAAUCUGGCUUUCUUUCGGCAAUAUCCCCUUCUCCUCACCUGCCACACCUUGAUAAAAUGAUACUUUCCAAAAAGGGAUGCUGCCCCCAGGCUCCCCGAGCAAGAUUUCACUCCUGUGCACCAGUGUCGCUGCUCAUAACAUUAAGGGCUAAUUAUGGGGUCUCCAUCCUCCCUAGUAUCCACACCCAUGCCUUGCAGAUGUCACACAUGCUAAUCGGAUCCUAACCUCCCCUACAGGCUACAGGCUUCUGGCCCUGUUCCUCCUUACACCAGCCCCUCUCUGGGCUGUGGGUACUCUAGCCACCUCAGUCUCUGGCUCUGGCCUUUCUAGCCUUCAGUCCUUCUCCUUAGACUCUGGCCCUGCUCCUAGGCCAGUUGAGAUCCAUGGGCUCUCCAGCCCUACCUGUCUCCAGCUGUGGCCAGUCUUGGCCUUUGGCCCUUUCUGAGCCCUGGCCCCAUUCUUAAGCCAGUGACACCUAUAGCCACCCUGUAACCAGCUACUUGUUCUCUGGGCCCUCUAGCCCUCCACUGUUUCUCAGAUUUCUAGCCCCUGCUCGCUCUCUUUCCCUCUAAGCCAGCUGGGACCUCCUCACCUCCCCAUAGUUCCUUCCGCAAACCACGAGUGUUGCUCACCCCAGCUCAGAUGUUAACCAGGAACCCUGCUGCCCAGGAACUCCUUUCUCUGUGGCCCUCAGGGCUAGACUCCCUGACCAACUCAGGCGUGGGCUUAUAUUCUUCAAAACUGGCCCCCUUCUGGUCAGGUGACUCUCUGAUUGGCCCCUGCCACAGCUGCAGGGUGGUUCUGACGCAGCCUGCCUUCUCUU
Gavialis gangeticus (Gharial) is the source of this 3534-nucleotide messenger RNA. It is a transcript of the gene WDPCP, whose product is annotated as WD repeat containing planar cell polarity effector. Bases 28 to 2037 code for a protein of 669 amino acids. Gene Ontology annotation, cellular component: axonemal basal plate. NCBI's taxonomy places the organism in Eukaryota, Metazoa, Chordata, Crocodylia, Gavialidae. Gene Ontology annotation, molecular function: protein binding. The transcript has 15 exons. The record is from RefSeq and is a predicted model, not a curated record. Gene Ontology annotation, biological process: cilium organization; nervous system development; establishment of protein localization.